Rotaria sordida is the source of this 751-nucleotide messenger RNA. The record is from the annotation of a GenBank genome assembly. NCBI's taxonomy places the organism in Eukaryota, Metazoa, Rotifera, Eurotatoria, Philodinida, Philodinidae.
AAAUUUUGCUGAAAAAUUCUAUAAAGAAUCUAUUUCUUAGAAAUCUUAUGAGUAACAGAGGUUAGAUAAACACUAAAUGUGACCCAUAACUAUACAAAGUAAUAAUUUAGAAGUUAGAGUAAUUGUAGAGAUUGCUCUUCUUUCUGUCUAUUCUGUUCCCCUACAGACGUCUGCACAUGAAUAAUGUCUCGUGCUAAUAUGUGAACUACUUCCUUAUUGCAUAUCUGGAUGAGGUAUGGUGAAAAAGUGUAGAUAAAAUAUUUUAAUUCUGCAGGAAUUGUACUAAUUACUUUUAUUAUUAUUAUUAUUUUCAAUAUUUUGAUGUUUUUUUUGUUUUUGUUUUAUUAAGGUGCCUGAUCAUGAAAUGUCAGGUGAUGGACUUGGAAAUGAUAAUAAUGGAGAUGAUGAUGACAGUGAUUUUGAUAUAGAUGAAACUGAUCUUGAAUCAUAUUCAACAGUACUUGAAGCUAAUGAAGAUAUUGAUGAAUUUCAAAUAUUUUGUGAAAGUUUACAAAAACUUCAAUCGGAUACAACUGGUUACAAUCAAGCUCUAUUACAAAAUCUUACAGCUGAACAACGAACACAAAUUCAAAAUAUAAUUCAUUAUACAGAAAAACGAAAACAAGAAAAAGAAUCGAAUAAACUACGUGAAGCUGGUGGUUAUAAUUUUUCUCAAGCAGCUCUUGUUGGACAACCAACGAAUUUCAAUUUUGGUGGUUCAGCAAAUACAUCAUUUCAAAAUCCGAAAUGA